This is a messenger RNA of Trichosporon asahii var. asahii CBS 2479, 2532 nucleotides long. RefSeq lists its product as uncharacterized. Gene Ontology annotation, cellular component: cytoplasm. The coding region runs from base 1 to 2532 and encodes 843 amino acids. Gene Ontology annotation, molecular function: protein tyrosine/threonine phosphatase activity; MAP kinase tyrosine/serine/threonine phosphatase activity. The record is from RefSeq and is a predicted model, not a curated record. Gene Ontology annotation, biological process: protein dephosphorylation; negative regulation of MAPK cascade. NCBI's taxonomy places the organism in Eukaryota, Fungi, Basidiomycota, Tremellomycetes, Trichosporonales, Trichosporonaceae. The transcript has 2 exons.
AUGGACCAAGACCGGCGCCGCAAUGGCAGUACUCCUGACAUCUUGCCGAUGCCGGGUGCGUACGUGUCAGGAGAGGCGCCGCCGUCACCGGGCUCGUCCUCGUCGUCGCAGAAUCGGGAGCCGAUGAUGUCGCUCGACGUGCCCCCUAGCGAUCACGCCGACCGGACGCUUUCGCGGGAGCAGGCGUGCGGGCUCUCCAUCUCCCUCUCGACGGGCACGAACGACUCGACGUCGACUCGAUUACGAACUCCGACGACGCCGAUUCUGACGUUGACGUCGGACUCGGGAUACUCCGACUCGCCAGUGACCUUCCUCCCGCAGCAGUCGGUCGCCGGCUGGGUCAACUCGCACAAGUCCUUUAAGCCGUUUCCACCAGAAUCGUACCAGACGGGACCCGGAGAGCCAUCCUCAUCCGCAAACACGAUAGAGGGCUCUGUUCCGAAACGGCGGCCGAGCCCGCUCAACCUGAAGAAGAAGGAGUUGAUCGAGGAUGAAGCGGCCCCGUUGACGGGAAUGUCUGCUGGAAGUGCAUGCAGCACCACUAGCACGGAACUGCUCGAGUUACGCCAGUCCAUGCAGAAGAACCUGAAGGAGCGACCCAUUCCGUUGGAAAACAUGGACUGGGAAUCAGACAAGGGAUCUGCACCGCCAUCUCCGUCCCACAACAAUACGGUCAUCGGCCCGGAUGAGACAAUCGCGCUUGCGUCCUCGUCUUCUAGUUUGCUCAUCAUCGACACACGACCACUUGACGACUUUCUCGUCGCUCAUCUCCCGCGGACAGCACACGUCUCCAUCCCGUCUCUCAUCUUCAACCGACUACGGAAACACCUCUCAGCGAACAAGCCCAUCAGCUGGGCGUCCGUCGGGUCCUUCGUUUCGACACCAGCUGGUCGACGGGAGUGGGACAGUGCCGACAUUGACUCGCAGAUGGACGUCGUCGUGGUCGGUACAGACGGUGAAGACGUCGACAAGCCUCGGAUAUUGGUCGACGUGCUGACCCCGCUGGUGAGGGAGGGACGAGUGCGGAUGCUGGAUGGCGGUUGGAGGUCCAUCGCGGACCAGGCUCAGGCGGCGAACAUGACGGUUUCGUCAGACCCAGAGGAGGCAGCUGAACCGUUACCGUCACCUGGACCUCCUACCGGCGUCGCCCCACCAGCUAGCAAUUCUGCGCCGUCGACGUUGCUCAUUCCUCCAUCAUCAGCAAACGCCCCCGCCCCAAGUCAAACGGGGAUACCGAAUCCUUCCAUGUCUCUGAGCCCCAUCGGGAGGAACCUCCCGAGCUUGACACUGGAUACAGGGAUGAAGUCACCGCGGCCACCGAAGCUGUGUAUCAACCUCGACCGGACUGCGAUGAGCGCGACGUUACCCAAGCGGGCGAAGCCAUCGCGCGGGUCCCGACCAAAGCUGUCCACCUUGACAAUAAACGUCGGGGACUCGAACAAGCUCGGGGUCGGUGGAGGUCCCCACAGCGCCUUCCCCUCCGGCGGUAGCGGCAGUGGCUUCCUCAGUGCCCGAUCGAACCGGAGCAUGGGGGACCAGCAGACGCCCCUGACGAGUUCGCUUCAGCCACCUGUGGGCUCACCGUGGACGGGAGUGUCCACCUCAUCCGCCGGGUCGUCUUCGUACGGCACACCUCUCUCUGGCGGCACAAUUGGAGUGGGGAUGACGCCGUCUGUGCUGCCGCCAGCGCCCAAGUCGCCAGCACCGCUCGAGGUGUCUACCAUCCUUCCCUCGUUCCUGUUCCUCGGACCUGAGAUCACGACCCGAAAAGAUGUGGACGCUCUGUUAUCUUUAGGCAUCCGGCGAAUUCUGAAUGUGGCGUUUGAGUGCGACGACGAUGAAGGCUUAGGGCUGAAGACGUCGUUCGAGCGAUACUACCGGAUACCGAUGAAGGACAGUGUGGAGGCGUCGGGCGUCGGGCAAGGCAUCAAGGAUGCGAUCAACAUCCUGGACGACGCCCGUCUGCACUCUGCGCCAGUGUACGUGCACUGCAAGGCGGGCAAGUCGCGAAGUGUGACGGUCGUGCUGGCGUACCUGAUCCAUGCGAACGCAUGGACCCUCAAGACGUCGUAUGCCUACGUCGCCGAGCGACGGCAUGGGAUCAGUCCCAACAUCGGCUUUGUCGCUGAGCUCAUACUAUUUGAGGAGCAGGAGCUCGGUCGCAAGGCGACCGUAACAGCGGCGGAGAAGAAAGACGACAUCGUCGCGCGCGAGCCCCGUCUCGGGCCGCGGUACACGCGCGAGUCGCUCCCACCAGAGUGGGCGAUGAAUUAUGGCGCCGCGCUCGUCGAGCCCGUCGUGGAAGAACCAGAGGGCACGCCCGAGGCACGACAUCGCCGGCCGAGCACGGCCGCCGGCGCCGAGAUCGAGGUGCGCAAGAACGGCCAGUGGGUGCACCACCGCCGUCCCCCCGUCGACAAGGACACGCUGCAGCCCGGCCGCCGGGUCAGCAAGGCCGGUCUCGAGAGUAUGGCAAUCUGCCAGCUCCGCCCAGCGACGCCUCAGAAUGAGGACCUCGUGCCACAGUAUUAA